Stylophora pistillata is the source of this 1304-nucleotide messenger RNA. RefSeq lists its product as uncharacterized. The record is from RefSeq and is a predicted model, not a curated record. Lineage: Eukaryota; Metazoa; Cnidaria; Anthozoa; Scleractinia; Pocilloporidae.
ACUCGCUAGUCAGAAUGGGGUUCGAUUUGGACGACUUGUUCCCUUAUCUUGAGGCAAUUUCCACUGUUGCUGCCGGUAUGUUUGCCGGAGGUGCGGUGUACAUCAAUGUUGUUGAACAUCCCGCCCGAAUGACCGUGGAAAAUACCAAAUCUUGUCACAAAGAGUGGAUGGAAAGUUUCGAUCGAGCGAAGGUUUUCCAGAGUCGCUUGGCAUUAGUCUCUAUAAUUUCUGGUGCCGGUGCAUACUACUGUAAUCCAAGAAAGGGUCUCCCCUUCCUUGUCGGUGGAGGUGUGAUUGCAACGAUCUUUCCAUAUACGAUGUUCGUUCUGAAACCAAACUCCAUUGAUCCCAUUUACGAUAAAGAAGUGACGACCAAGAAGAGUGAAAGCGUCGUAAGGGAGACCAUAGACAAGUGGAACAGCUAUCACAUGGUCAGAAGCAUGAUUACCUUUCCAAUUUUUGUAGGAUACGUCUUGUACCUUGCCAGUGGCCAUAAAAAGUUCUGGUGAAUCGAAGAUGAGAACAAAUUGUGACAGUCACAUGACAUCGUAGAUAUGUUAUAGAGUACAGUAAUCAGUGUUAUUAGAUUAGAAGUGUAUAGAACUUUUUUCACCCAUGUAACCUGCGAACAUAUCAUUUUACUGAAACCAAAGGAGGAUUUUCCUUAACUUUUCAAAAUUCUCUACAGGGAAUUUAUCUACCUUGAUAAGCUUUUAACAUACAGCCUGCGGAGCAGGUGCAAUUUUGGUGAGCUGGGGUUCAGUAUUUUCCUUGUGGAAAGUAUAGCCACCAUCUUUGAUUUUUACAGCAGUGGAAAUCAGGGGAGAGAAAGGAAUUUUUACUGGAGGGGUGAGCAAUGGCAAAAGGAAGGAGAGGAGAAGGAGUAGGGAAAUGGAAAUUAUUUUUUGCAUUUCCCUGCCCCCUCCCCCCCUCCCCACCCUGUCUAACAAUAAAUCAAACUUUGCCAGGUGAGUCAACAAUUGUGAGCUUGUAAAGAUCACUUGCCCCAAUGAGACACCUAGAAUGCAAACAAAGCUUUCAAUUGACAAUAAAACUUGUGUCUGAUAUCACAAAGGACUGAUUCAUAUUGGCCUACAAUCAGAAAUUCUUUCUUUUUGUUGUGUGAAAGGUGUGCUCUUGGAGACCAAAGGCAUAUGAGAUAGUUUAACAAGUUGAAUUGUAAAAUGUGGGAAAAGUGAAUUUCUAUUCAUUUUCCUUUGUGGUGACUGAAAGAAAAACGGUCUUCAUGUAUACUUUAGUUGCAACAUGUAAGCAAGGUUGGGAAUUAAAGGUUGUAGGGAUUA